Messenger RNA from Haplochromis burtoni (Burton's mouthbrooder), 2683 nucleotides. Its product is annotated as acyl-coenzyme A thioesterase 1. Gene Ontology annotation, molecular function: fatty acyl-CoA hydrolase activity. The coding region runs from base 247 to 1620 and encodes 457 amino acids. The transcript is spliced from 4 exons. Lineage: Eukaryota; Metazoa; Chordata; Actinopteri; Cichliformes; Cichlidae. Gene Ontology annotation, biological process: fatty acid metabolic process; acyl-CoA metabolic process. The record is from RefSeq and is a predicted model, not a curated record.
UAUCCGGACAUGGAUGUAAAAAAUCUGUACUAUCCCACAUCUGGACUUUUGUUUACCCUAACGCACCUGCUUAGCCCGUGUCAGCCUGUUAGACGGUUUCAGCGCCCUCUGCCGGACAUCAUUUAGCAUUACAUUAGCUGGAUUCAACAGUUUUACUACUGCAGUCACUCGGUAACAUUGGUGCUUAUUUACCAAAAUAUAUUCCAGCAGAGAGCUGAACAGAACAGAGUCUGCGCAGACUUCGUCAUGACGCGCAUUGAUCGGGAAGGGGUCUGGAGUCUGAGAGAGCGAACAACGUGCUUAAGAUUAACCGGAUUUAGUAAAACAGUAAUUGAAUCCAUCCGCCUCGUCUUUGAUCUUUCAGAAAAGAUGUCCUCCCAAGUCAGGCUGAGGCUGCUGCCGAGCACCAGGUGUCUGUUUGAUGAGCCCGUUCAACUGAAAGUGGCCGGGCUGCGGUCAAGGCAGGUGGUCACAAUCAGAGCCACAUCGACCGACGAGAGAGAAGUGGUGUUCGGCUCUUCAGCCACUUACAGGGCAGAUGAUGGCGGAGAGGUCGACCUGAACCGAGACCCCUCACUCAACGGGAGCUACGUUGGAGUGCAGCCCAUGGGUCUGCUGCAGUCACUGAAGGCAGACACUUUGCACAAGUACUUCUUCAAGAACAAAGCUCUGAACCCUCACGUGGUGAAGUUUUCUGUGCAUGAGCAGGAGGCGGAUGGCAGGAUACUGGCAGAAGAGACAAACGAGAGGUUUUUGAUGGGAGACGGGGUCAGUCGGGACCCAAUCAAAGAGGGGAACAUACGAGGAGUCUUGUUUACACCCCCAGGAGAAGGUCCGUUCCCUGCUGUGCUGGAUCUGGGCACCUUCAUGUCUGAGAAAAGAGCCUGUUUGCUGGCCAACAAAGGGUUUCUGGUCCUCACGAUUGCAGUGUUCAGUGACAGACAAAAUAUGAAAGAGAUACAUCUGGACCCCUUUAAAGAAGCCGUGGAUUUCUUACGCCACCACCCCAAGGCGGGCAGUAAAGGAGUCGGCAUAAUAUCAAGAUCAAAGGGAACAGAUAUCGCGCUCUCUCUUGCUGCAUUCGUGCCCGGUGUGGAGGCCUUAGUUUGGAUCAAUGGCACCAGUGCCAGUGUGGGCACUCCCCUCUACUACAAGAAACAGCAGAUCCUCUCACCCUUAAUGUUUGACUUCAGCAAGGUGAUUGCCACCAAGUCUGGAGCAAACCUUAUCAAGUAUGCUACUGAAGAUCCCCUGGAAGAGAAGAACAAAGGAAGCCUCGUCCCCAUUGAACGAGCCAAGAGCCAGUUCCUCUUUGUGGCUGCAGAGGAUGACCUCAACUGGGACAGCAAGGCCUACAUGGACGAGAUGGUGGAGAGACUGAAGCGUCAUGGGAAGGAGAACUUUGAGACUGUUUUUUAUCCUGGAGCUGGACAUUUGCUGGAGCCACCCUAUGGACCCUUCUGUUCCUCUGCUUUACAUGGGAUGCUUAGCUUCUCAGUGGUGUGGGGAGGGGAGCCCAGGGCCCACGCAGCAGCAGAGAUUCACCUGUGGAAGAAGAUCCAGGAGUUCUUUAGAACUCACCUGAGUUGUGAUGCUGCACAGGCUAAAGCCAAUUUAUAAACAGGAUUUGAAAGAUAGAACAAAAAACAACAACUAUUGAAUAUAUUAUUUUAUUUGCUUGUGAAUAUUUUCCGUUCUGUCUUUGAAUGCAUUUCAUGUUAGAUUUUAAUAUCAGAAUACUUUAAUAAUUCCUCAGGGAAUUGUGUGGGUUACAGUUACUCCAGGACAACAGUAAAUGGCCUGUAUUUGUAUAGCGCUUUUCUAGUCCCUAAGGACCCCAAAGCGCUUUAUACAUCCAGUCAUUCGCCCAUUCACACACACAUUCACACACUGGUGAUGGCAAGCUACAUUGUAGCCACAGCCACCCUGGGGCGCACUGACAGAGGCAGUAACUUCUUCCUCACCUCAUCAAGCUCUUCUGACUGCUGCUGAGCUCCAAAGCUUAUUACCUGCUUGGAAUUUGUGUUGACUGAAUACAUAAAUUCAUAAAUCAAGUUUAAUACAAUGGCAGCAAAGAUUAAAAGAAAGAUUUGUGUUCAGCCUGUGAGUGACCAUCCUACAGCUAUCUGGGUGAGGUCACUACCAGAAAACAGCAAGGAAGGAGACCAAAGACGCCACCUGGGAGAUAUCGCUACAGAAUACAUGUUACAAUACAAAUGCGAACACACACAGGAAAAAAAGGUUAAACCAUACAAGACCAACUCCAAGUUAAAGAACUGCAUUAUUAUAGCACAUUUCUAAAGUAUAUUUCACUACCACAGUAGUACAAGGAUGAAAAUGGCACCACAGAAAACUAGCACAUUACUCAUCAACGCUGCUCUUUCUUAUGAUAAAUAACAAUGUAUUUUAAAAUAAUGAUGUAUUGAAAAACAAGACAAAUUAAGUGUAAAAACCUUUGAUUUGUAGUUGUGAAAGUAUUUGCACCACUAUCAACUACAGCAGACUCCAAAUGCGAUUUUGUCAUCCUUUAAUAGGUAGAAAAUGGAGAAAUUAAAGUAGAAAUGACUAAGUCCUACGUUUGUGAGUGUUAAACAAAUAUAUUCCUGCUUCAGCAUGUAACUGUAAUGACAGAUUAACUGCUAACAGACAUUAUCUGUUUAUUAAACUCAAGAAUUAAACAUAA